UUCUUCUCGCCGCUUCGUAAAACGAAUUUUUGUUGUUUUUUUUUUUUUCGUUUUCCACUAACGGUGAACAAUUUAUUUAUUCAAUAAAAUGGCUUGGACUUACGAUGCGAUAAUUGGGUUCAGCAAUGGAAUGUUAAAAGGUGUUGAGCUUAAAAAAAACAAGUUUAAAUACACUAAUUUAUUGGAUGCAUCUUUAACGCUAAAUACUCUUAGCAAUUAUGAUGAAAACAAAACUAUAAUAAGUUCAAAAAGAAAAAUUUUAUUAUUCGAUUUGAAAAAUAAAAAAGUGUCUAAAAAAUAUCUUAUUCGAGAAUCUGGAAAUAUUAUUGGUGUUUUUAAAAAUAAUGAUGUUUUAAUUGCUGGUGUGGACAAUGGAAUGGUGGUAGUUAAACCUAUCAAACAAAUUAAAGCUGUUUCAGACAAAAUAAUUACUGGAUCACAUUUAUCAUGUGUUAGACAAGUUCUUACAUUAAAUAAACUUGCAACAGGAGGAAAUGAAAAUCCGUUAAAAAUAUGGGAUUUAGAAACAAAACAGACUGAAUUCACUGCUAAAAGUCCUAAACCAGAUAUGCUUCAACUCAAACAACCUUGUUAUGUGUCUGAUAUUCAAUUUUUUAACAAUAAUAAAGCAGUAGUUGCUCAUAGACAUGGAGUGGUUGAUUUACAUGAUCCAUUGUCUAGUCAAAGACGACCAGUGGCAUCUUGUAAAGCAGAAAACACAGGUUUUGUCAGCUUAAGAACAAUGCCGGAUUACAGUGAUUAUGAAGUAAUCGUAGGAACAACAAAAGGAUCUAUAUUUCAUUAUGAUUUUCGUGGAAAAUCAACAUUACCGGUAAAAACAUUUAGAGGAAGCACUGGUUCAGUAAAAUCAGUGUCUUGUAUAACUUAUUUAAAUCAAAUGCAUGUAAUGAGCAUCAGUUUGGACUGCCAUCUAAGAAUACACAAUUUUAUCAGUGGUGACCUCACUAUUCAGGAUUAUAUUGUAGCCAAGCCAUUAGCAUUAUUGAUCAAGCCAGAUGAAGCUAUAAUUUAAUUUACUUAUUUUCCUUUACUUGUAAAUAAACAAUGACCUUUUUA
Rhopalosiphum maidis (corn leaf aphid) is the source of this 1077-nucleotide messenger RNA. RefSeq names its product WD repeat-containing protein 74-like. The coding region runs from base 89 to 1033 and encodes 314 amino acids. The record is from RefSeq and is a predicted model, not a curated record. NCBI's taxonomy places the organism in Eukaryota, Metazoa, Arthropoda, Insecta, Hemiptera, Aphididae. The transcript is spliced from 7 exons. Gene Ontology annotation, molecular function: protein binding. Gene Ontology annotation, cellular component: preribosome, large subunit precursor; nucleolus. Gene Ontology annotation, biological process: ribosomal large subunit biogenesis.